AUGCGCACCGCCGCCCUCCUCCUCGCCCUAGCGGCCCUCCCCACCGCGCUCACCCGCCAGAUCCCCGACGCCCUGCAAUCCUUCUACGACACCGUCAAAGACGGCCACUGCCCCACCACCCUCCACAGCGGCCUCCGCAGAAACGCCGACUCGCGCGCCACCUUCCGCUACUGCACGGACGACUCGUCGAACCUGAUGUGGAUCGCGGGGCCGUCGAGCCUGGCCGACAUGGACGUCGACUGCGACGGCGCCAACAACGCGCACGGCGCGUGCGAGAACGACCCCACGGGGCAGAGCAUCACGGCCUUCCAGGACGAGGUGUCGCGGUUCGGCAUCGCGGACCUCGAUGCGAAUCUGCAUAGCUAUGUCGUGCUGGGCACGGGCGGGUUUGAUCCGAGGAAGGAGGGCGUGAGCAGCUUGAGUGUGGUGGCGGUGGUGUGUGGUGGGGAGUUGUUCUACGGCGUGUGGGGAGACUCGAACGCGGACGAUCUUGUCGGCGAGGCGAGUCUGUCGCUGGCGACGGCGUGCUACGGAAACCGCAUGAACGGCAACUACGGCCACGCAGAGACGGACGUGCUGUAUCUGGCGUUUCGCACGGAUGAGGCUGUUCCUGGGCGGAAUGCGUCGUGGGACGCGAAAGAUUUCGCCGCCUUCGAAGACUCACUCUACAACACCGGUGAUGCAAUGCUAGCCAAAUACCUUCCCGUUGCGAACGGCGGCGCUGGCGGCAGUGGCAGUGGUGGUGGGAGCAGCGGCGGGAAGGGCGGUGAUAGUGGGAAUGGUGAUGAUGAGGAUGUGGGCUUUAGUGUGCAGGCUCCGGGAAUCUGGAACGGGCGAGCGCUGCCAUUCUGCGACUACGCGGCAGAGCACUGUGGGCAGAGGGGGGACUGA
Molecule: messenger RNA, 891 nt
Organism: Morchella importuna
Lineage: Eukaryota; Fungi; Ascomycota; Pezizomycetes; Pezizales; Morchellaceae
Exons: 5
Coding region: 1-891 (296 amino acids)
Molecular function (GO): chitosanase activity
Source: RefSeq, a predicted model, not a curated record